Molecule: messenger RNA, 5445 nt
Organism: Myxocyprinus asiaticus (Chinese sucker)
Lineage: Eukaryota; Metazoa; Chordata; Actinopteri; Cypriniformes; Catostomidae
Gene: secisbp2l
Product: SECIS binding protein 2-like
Exons: 19
Coding region: 158-3253 (1031 amino acids)
Biological process (GO): selenocysteine incorporation
Cellular component (GO): ribonucleoprotein complex
Molecular function (GO): mRNA 3'-UTR binding; selenocysteine insertion sequence binding; ribonucleoprotein complex binding
Source: RefSeq, a predicted model, not a curated record
GAACCAGAGCAGCACUGGAUCAUGCGCGUAUCCACGGCGUCCUGACAGCUGCAUGCGGCUCGGUUCCAGUGUCAGCGGGCGACAUGGACGGCGGCGAGAGGAAGACUCGGUUCUGUCUCUCUUUCCUGCUUCAGGUGUUCAUGUUUGAUUCUGUCACAUGAAACCUUCUGAUGAUGUGAAGCUCUCAGCUGAAGUUGAGCCAUUUAUUCCGCAGAAGAAAGGUGUUGAUGCUUUAUUACCCAUGAGUCUGUGCGGUGACGGCGGAGCUGAGCCCACACAAAUCCCCUCUUACCUUAUCACAUGCUAUCCAUUUGUACAGGAGAACCAGAACAACAGUCGGCAGCUUCCCAUGUAUAACGGAGACCAACGCUGGCAGCAGUUGAACCCGGGUCCCGGUGGGCCAUACCUGGCGUACCCCAUCCUCUCCUCACCUCAGCCCCCUGUCACCAGCGAUUAUGCCACAUACUAUCACGCCAUCAUGCCUACGCCCUGCCCUCCUGUGAUGGGCUUCUACCAGCCAUUCCCUGGGCCAUUUGCAGGGCCGCUGCAGGCUGGCGUGUUAAACCCCGUUUCGGACUGCGGUGAGAGAGCACCCCCACAGGGCCAGACGCAGAGAGGGAGGGGCAUAUCACGAUCUCCUGUCAUGCACAAGCAGCCAAUCUCUCAGCCAAUGAGAGGCAAGCGCCCUGUGAUGCGUAGUGUGGCGGUGCAGAAGGAGGUGGGCGCAGCCGGACCUGAUGGAAGAUCCAAGACGGUGCUGCUGGUGGAUGCAGCACAGCAGACAGAUUUCCCAGGUGAGACGUGCAACAACGGCAGAUGUUCAUCUGAUCAGACGAGUGUUCUGCAGUGGAAGACUAAAGCUCUUCAUAGACGCACAUCACAGCAGGAGUCGUCCAGUGAGCAGGGAGCCAGUGAGGCCGACAUUGACAGUGACAGCGGCUACUGCAGCCCCAAACACAACCAGACAGCCGCCACCACCUCAACCAAUCAACAUACAGCUUCAACGAAUGUGGACACAGGCGUCAUGACAGCUGUUAGCUGGGGGAAUUUUGGAUCACAUGUCACUCAGAAAGCAUGGACAGACAGAUCUGUGUUGUACCACAGAGGCAGUAAAACACCUGAGCAGAGGAACUACUCACAGAUGAGUUUUGGAGGUCGUGGAGGAGGACAGAGGACAUCACAGCCUAUGUCAUCACAGACCCCCAACACACAUCUCACACCUGAACCACUGUACUUUCAGGAUGAGGAAGAGUUUCCUGAUCUGGCCACAGGUGGCGUUGCUCAGCGGAGUAAACCAGAACCUGCAGCACAGGCCAAACUGCCCAAAAACCUGCUGGAUAAACUUCCAGAGAAUUCUCCGAUUAGUAUCGUUCAGACACCAAUCCCCAUCACCAGCUCUGUGCCGAAAAGAGCCAAGAGUCAAAGGAAGAAAGCUCUCGCCGCCGCCCUCGCCACAGCACAGGAGUAUUCAGAGAUUAGUAUGGAGCAGAAGAAACUACAGGAGGCUCUUUCUAAAGCAGCAGGUAAGAAGAGCCGGACCCCAGUACAGUUGGAUCUGGGUGACAUGUUGGCAGCACUAGAGAAACAGCAGCAGGCCAUGAGAGCUCGACAACUCAAUAACACCAAACCACUGACUUAUACAGUUGGUACAAUGAGCGCUCUACACAGUAAAGACAGCACCAGCAGUCGAGUGCCAUACACCCCCCCACACAACAUCUUGGACUCCAGCGCCCCCCGCAUCAAGAGAGGAAAGGAACGAGAGAUUCCCAGAGUCAAGAAGACCACCGCUAUGAAGAAGAUCAUUCUGCAGGAGCGUGAGGUGAAGAAAGGCAAGAGUUCUGCAGAUGUCACUGCAUCUGGAGCUGAUGAGCAGAGAGACAGUCUGAACUUCUCUGACACACUCACACAGGAGCAAGAUGAGAAUGGUCUCAGUGUUCCCAGUGAUGCAUCUCUCUCUCCAGCGAGUCAGAAUUCUCCAUACAGCAUCACGCCCGUAUCUCAGGGGUCUCCGGUGAGCUCGGGGAUCGGUAGUCCCAUGGCUGCAACUGCCAUCACCAAAAUACACAGCCGUAGGUUUAGAGAGUACUGUAAUCAGGUGUUGAGUAAGGAGAUCGAUGAAAGCGUGACGAUGCUCCUGCAGGAGUUGGUGCGCUUCCAGGAGCGAGUGCAUCAGAAGGAGCCGAGCAAAGCCAAAGCCAAACGCAGACUGGUGAUGGGCCUCAGAGAGGUCACCAAACACAUGAAACUACACAACAUCAAGUGUGUCAUCAUCUCACCAAACUGUGAGAAGAUCCAAGCCAAAGGUGGACUGGAUGAGGCUCUUUAUAACGUGAUCGCCAUGGCAAGGGAACAGGAGAUCCCAUUUGUGUUUGCUCUGGGCCGUAAAGCUCUGGGCCGCUGUGUGAAUAAACUUGUUCCUGUGAGUGUAGUGGGGAUAUUUAACUACUCUGGAGCAGAGGGUCUGUUUAAUAAGGUCGUAUCUCUGACAGAAGAGGCACGGAGAGCAUAUAAGGACAUGGUAAGCGCUCUGGAGCAGGAGCAGGCAGAGGAGGCCCUGAAGAAUGUCAAGAAGGUCACACAUCACAUGGGCCACUCCAGAAACCCUUCUGCUGCCAGCGCCAUCUCCUUCUGCAGCGUCAUAUCAGAACCCAUCUCAGAGGUCAACGAGAAAGAAUACGAGACCAACUGGAGGACGAUGGUGGAAAACACAGACACGCCAGAAUCGCCGGAGUUUGAACCCAUCAGAGCGACCAAUAAAGAGAGAGAGGUCACAUCACCCCCACCACAGCCAGCAUCCAACCAGAACCCAAGCUUGAACCCUGCGGCUGCUCGAGCUCCAGAGAGGGAGGAGUCUCGCACAGAUGACCGUUUGGAGUGGGCGUCUCAGCAGAGCACAGAGACUGGCUCUCUGGACGGCAGCUGCCGAGACCUGCUCAACUCCUCCAUCACCAGCACCACCAGCACACUGGUGCCUGGCAUGCUGGAGGAGGAGGACGAGGAUGAGGAGGAGGAAGAGGACUACACCCCCGAGCCCCUCUCAGUGCAGGUGCCCCCCCUCAGCUGCAGGAUUGAGUCGUGGGUCUCCAAAACGCUGGAGAAUCUGCAGCUGCACAGACCGAGCGACGGCAGCACCGAGGAAGAUGAAGAUGAGGAGGGGCAUCUAAGCGAUGAGGAAGAGCUCGACUCAUCUGAUCUCGCUGAACCGGCGGCUGAUGUCAAACACACACCUGAACCAUCCACACACACGGGCUGAGCGACCACACACACCUCAUUACCCAAAGUUUCUCUGUUUCACAAAACACAAACAUUGACUCAGGAAAUUGAAAUGGACAGACCAACACACACACAGACUCUCUGUAGCCGCACAGCUGUAAAGGAAUAGUUCACCCAAAAUGAAAAUUCAUAAUUUACUCACCUUCAUGGAGUUUGAAACCUGUAUGACUGACUUUAUUCUGUGGACCACAAAAACAGAUGUUUAUUCUCUUCACGCUGCUGUUUUCCAUACAGUGAAAGCAUACAGUGACCAGGUGCUGCCAAAAAGGACAAAAAAACGCUGUUAAAGAACCAUAUGACUUAUAUGCUAUGUUCAAAGUCCUGAGGAAAAGACCUAAAUUUAAAUUUGUAUUUACUAUUCAAUCUUCUCCUCUUCUGAAGCUCCCUAAACAUCAUCUUUUGUGUUCCACAAAGAAAGUCAUAGCGGUUUGGAACAGAACUGCAUCCAUCCCUCCACAUACACACACACACGUCUCUUUCUGCAGGUCGCUCACCAUUUCUUGUCUGAGUGUGUGUUUGGUUUAACGGACAGUAAGAAUCCAGUACACACGACCUAAACAAACACAAACAAUUAAUAAAACCUGCAGACAAAAACAACAGACGACUAGAUGUGUGAGCGAUUCGUGCAGAACUAAUGUCAUGAACAAAUGAACGAAUCCUGCUGUAAAUAACAUGUUUAAAUGUUUCUAAUAUUCAGUCUUUUUCGCUUCUAUUUAUCGUGCUUGAAUUAAAUCAGAUCAGCUGGUUUUGAGGGUGUUUCUCCCUGUUAUGUUUAUAAUUUGUUCUGUCUCUGAGUCUUAUACCUGUAGGUGGAUUUAUUUUCUCCUGGUACUAGUUUUACUGGUUAGAUCAUUUUGUGCAGGUAGUUUAUAUUGGUAAAUUGCUGUACUGUAUUCUGGUGCUUUUGGUUUGGACGGCAGCAGUUUUAGGUCAGUAUCAACUGGUAAACUGUCCCGGUUCAGAUGGACCUCAGAAUCGUCAGUCACAGCUGCUGCAGCGACCCGUCCAAUUAGACACUGAACAUCUGAACCUGAGUGAGUCUCAUGAAAACAUGGCCAGGUAACAGUUCACUCCAAAAAUAUUGUGUAAAAAAAAAAUAAAUAAAAAAAAAAACUCCAUUAGGGCCAUUAAGGUUUUUUGCAUUGUAACAUUAUUUUCACAACAAUUUCACAACAUUUUCCCAUAAAUUCUUCUCAAAAGUGUUUCUCAUUAUAUUCAGUACUGUAUUGUAAAAUACAGUAAGAUUAUUGUAAUACUAUGGUUUUAAAUCAGCAGCAUCAACAGCAGCACAACAAAUGAUAGUGACAAAUACCAAUAUUUUAAAAAAUUACAGUAGUGUUUUAAUAAUGAGAAUGUUUGGGAAUGUGUUUGUGAUGUAAUGUCACAAUGCCAAAAAAAAAAAAAAAAACGUAAUUAUUUCUAAAAAUAGGCUUCAUUUUCUUUAUGCAAAAUAUAAUUUCUCAUUGUUUUCGUUUGAUUUUGGGGUGAAAUAUGAGCCAGGCAUGAGAUUCAUCCACCUGACUUCCACUGUGCGCAUGUGUAUUAGUGCAAAACUCUGUCUAACCCUUAUUCCCUCUGAUGUCCUCUGGUCUUUCUCCAUCUUUAGUAUUAACGGGUGUGUGUUUUUGAGAAAUGAAUCCUGAUGAUAAACCUCUUCAAACUCCAAAUGAAGGUUAUAUUACAUUAUAAUGGUGUUAUCUCGGCAUAUGUUUGUCAUAAUGUACAUUAAUGAUUUCUUGGUAACUGUUUAUAUGAAAGGGUUAAUUAAUGACUAACAUGAGGGUAAAUCGGGUGUUUCAGAGCCGUCAGGUCCAAUGAAACGCAACAGUUGAGAUUGUUUUUCCUCGUGUAAACAGUUGAAAUGUUCUGGAGCAACAUCUCAGUGUAAUAAGCUUCCUGUAGCAGAACUCUGGCACCGCUGUGUUUGGGUUGAUGUGGAGCUAAUGGAUCAGUGUGUAUCUUUCUCUUUCUGUGUUUAGAGUGACUUUCAUUGGCAUGUCUUUUGCACUAUGUACAUAAACGUGAACAUGCUUUAGUAACUAAUGUGAGUCUAGCACCCAUCUUUGACGUGUCAUUUUCAGCAUUUAUUAUUAAGUCACAGCGUCUUUUCAUCUGUACAUGCAGUAACUGUUGACUUAUUGUUAAUACAAUUAAACUGUUUCCAGUAAACUA